CAAGCAACCGACCGAGGAUGAGUCGGCAGUUGGCACUGCCCCUCCGCUCGCUACCACCGUCGAGGGCGGGAUACGUGCACGCGUUACCAUGGGGCUUGCCGCUCCACCACCUCAAGGGCCAGAGCACGCCGCUGCCUAGGAUCACCAUCGACCGGUAUGGCUACCCACGGGUGGAGCCACAGGAGACGCGUGACCUGCCCCGCCCUCCCGAGGAGAACAUUCACCGUGAGGUCCUGCGAGCGUGCGCCCUCGCCUCGGCCCUGCUCUUGCUGUUCGUGGUCGUGUUGGGCACGGCGAUGCUCGUGUACGGCGCACGCAACCUCUUCGGCCAGGUCGAAGACCACACAACAGAUGAUGGUGGAGCUACCCUCGUCUACUACAGGAAGCCAAGCUUGCCCAGAGAGACGCAUGGCUACAAUAACACCACACACAGUCGAGGUGGUGACGAGCCCGACGCUGGCAUUUCGGCCGAAGACGGCGUGCACAUGGCGACAGCACCGUACUAGCCCCGCUUUGGCGUAAUCGCGUUUUGAGCAGCGUAUAGACUGUGUGUAUCUUUUAAUGCCCGGAAACACCUUCUUUCUCUAGUACGCUGUUUGAAUCAUAUUCCUGGAUAAAUAUUUAGUGUACGUUGAAUGUCUUGCAUAAAUUUAAAGGCCUUUCAACAUAAUUCAUGUUA
This is a messenger RNA of Dermacentor andersoni, 679 nucleotides long. RefSeq lists its product as uncharacterized. Lineage: Eukaryota; Metazoa; Arthropoda; Arachnida; Ixodida; Ixodidae. The record is from RefSeq and is a predicted model, not a curated record.